AUGCUUUGCAACUAUCUUCCACUUCUAUGCACUCUUUGGCUUCCUGUUGCAGUUUUUGCCCAUCCCACUGCGGAGAAGAUGCAUCGAAAAGCUGCGAACUCAAGCAUCUCGGUUUAUAUGGAUGUCCCAGGGCCUCCAAACCUGGAGAACCUAGUGGUACGGCGCAACGGCGAAAUCCUUGUGACGUCUUAUGCGUCUCCGUCCAUCUAUCGUAUAACGCCCAACACAGCUGAGGCACCCAUUGCUGUUGCUCAGAUUCCGAAUGCUACCGCUCUUACUGGAAUUAUGGAGCUACAGGAGAACGUCUUCAUUAUCGCCGCAGCGGACCCUCUGUCUCCCGGUUCAAAUGCCGUGUGGAGACUGGAUAUGCGUCCCGAAGAAAGCAAUAACGGAAGUGCACAUGCUCCUGCUCAACUCUCACUCUUGGCCCGGAUUCCGUUCGCUCAGGUACUCAACGGCAUGACCCGACUCGCGAAGAACGACACCUCUCAUGUCCUGAUCAGUGAUUCAGCUGCCGGGAAUGUUAUACGACUCAAUGUUGUCACUGGAGAUUACGCUGUCGUCAUUUCAGACCCCACGAUGUUGCCAAUAUCAGACGGUAUCAAUGUUGGCGUAAACGGAAUUCACACUUGGGGAGACCAGCUGUUCUACAUCAGCCUUGACCAGGGCAUUUUCGCCAAAAUACCAAUUUCGCUAUCAACCGGUGCGGCUAAAGGUCCGGCGGACAUCAUAAUCAAUGGCACUCUGGAAUUUCCGGACGACUUCGCACUUUCUCGAGAUGGUCUGACAGCCUGGGUCGCUGAGAACGGAGUGUUUGUGCUUAUGGAAGUGGACAUUCUCGCCAAGACAAGCCGCGUCAAAUUCAACAAUACCUUACUCGCAUCGACAAGUUCCGCAGCCCUGGGGCGCUCUUGCUCAAAUUGGGACUCUAUCUACAUUACUGGUGCUAAACUAGGUGCAAACGGAACUGCUGUUCAGGGCCGUGUCUUCGAAGCUAAACUGGACACAUUGUAA
Molecule: messenger RNA, 1014 nt
Organism: Alternaria atra
Lineage: Eukaryota; Fungi; Ascomycota; Dothideomycetes; Pleosporales; Pleosporaceae
Exons: 1
Coding region: 1-1014 (337 amino acids)
Source: RefSeq, a predicted model, not a curated record